This is a messenger RNA of Octodon degus (degu), 6771 nucleotides long. RefSeq names its product ligand dependent nuclear receptor corepressor like (gene Lcorl). Gene Ontology annotation, molecular function: DNA binding. The coding region runs from base 206 to 5797 and encodes 1863 amino acids. The transcript is spliced from 7 exons. The record is from RefSeq and is a predicted model, not a curated record. NCBI's taxonomy places the organism in Eukaryota, Metazoa, Chordata, Mammalia, Rodentia, Octodontidae. Gene Ontology annotation, cellular component: nucleus. Gene Ontology annotation, biological process: regulation of transcription by RNA polymerase II.
UGCUUCCUUCUCCAGGCGCUCCCUCCCCGCCUCUCCCUGAGGGAGCGGUGGGAGGGGGAGGGAAGGGCCGAGGGAAGGUAGUGACACGUGUCAAUCAACCCCCCUCCGGGGGGCGCGCGCUCCGGGGCUCGCGCCGAGGGCUCGCGCCCCUGCCUCGUGCCUGCGCCGCUCGUAUGUAAAUGAGGGCGCGUGACGCGGGACGCAGAUGGACAAGGGAAGAGAGAGAAUGGCCGCUGCCGCCGCCGCCGCUGCUGCCGCCGCCGCUGCCGCUCAGUGUCGGAGCCCUCGGUGCGCGGCGGAGAGGAGAGGAUUCCGGCGGGAACUCGACUCCUGGCGCCACCGCCUCAUGCACUGUGUAGGUUUUGAGAGUAUUUUAGAAGGGCUUUAUGGACCACGGCUACGAAGAGACCUCAGUUUAUUUGAAGACUGUGAACCAGAAGAGCUGACUGACUGGUCUAUGGAUGAAAAAUGUUCAUUUUGUAACCUACAAAGAGAAGCAGUCAGUGAUUGUAUACCAUCUCUUGAUUCUUCACAGUCAACACCAACAGAGGAGCUGUCAUCUCAGGGCCAGUCCAACACUGAUAAGAUUGAAUGCCAAGCAGAAAGUUACCUAAAUGCACUCUUUCGAAAGAAAGAUCUUCCUCAGAACUGUGAUCCUAACAUUCCCCUAGUUGCUCAGGAAUUAAUGAAAAAGAUGAUACGUCAGUUUGCAAUUGAGUACAUUUCAAAAAGUGGUAAAAUUCAAGAGAAUAGAAAUGGUUCAAUUGGACCAAGUCUCAUAUGUAAAAGUAUUCAAAUGAAUCAAGCAGAAAACUCCCUUCAGGAAGAGCAGGACGGCCCCUUAGACCUCACUGUGAAUCGAAUGCAAGAACAAAGUACUCAGCAAGGGGAUGGAGUGUUAGAUCUCUCUACAAAGAAAACCAGCAUAAAAUCUGAAGAGUCAUCCAUAUGUGAUCCUUCUUCUGAAAAUUCAAUGGCUGGUUCAACUGUUGAUGCAAAAUCAGAGGAAGCUACUAAAAUGGAAAAAGGAAACUCAGCAUUAAGCAAAGUGUUGGAAUCUUUGUGCACACAUCACCAGCAACAAGUUUUGGCUAUGUUGAAAUUUCUAGUCCAAGAGCAGAAUGCUACUUCUCUUUGCUGUUGUAAUGCGUCAUGUGCUGUGUCUUCAGACUCUCAAAAGCCCCUAUUUGGAGAUGAUAUACAUGGUCUAUUUUGUAGUUGUGAAUAUAGGCUGGCAGAAAGAGGGUGUUUACAAAAUGAAAGACAAAGUGCUGUUUUAAUGCCUCUGCCAGUCUGUAUUAAAGAAUUACUUUGUUUAUCUCGCCAUUCUGUAACGAUUGAACACAUUAAGACAGUAAUGAAUAGAGGAGUUGCAGACUGUUCUACUUCUCAUAGGUGCUGUUCUCAACUGUUACCAAACAUUGACCCCACAAAAUCACCCUUUCAUAGUCCGCUUUUGUCAAGGGAAGUAUGUGGUCUUUCAGUCAGUCUUAAUGAUGUUUGUAGAUCUCGCAGUCCCUCACCCCCACCAUUAUCACCUAUACAGACUGAAGGAUUUGAAAAAUUGAAAGACGUCAUCUCAGAGUUUUCAGCCUUAGAAAAUAACACAUUUGAAACAAAUACUAACCAGCCUCCAUCUCUAACACCAGCAGAAAUAAGCAACAACAGUGAUCAAGAAGGAAAAACAUAUAAAACUAAAAAAUCCAGUAACUCUGAUUCUUCAUUCUCAGAUGCCAGUAGUAAUUGCACCGCAAAUCAUGAAAAAGGUGAAACGACUGUGAUUUUUCAAGACUUAAUGGAUCGCAUUAAUGAAAAAUUAAAAUCAAUAGAAACCACAGAUAUGACAAACCUUGUAAAAUUAUCUAGCAAUGAUUAUAGUACAGCUAAUGAUUUUAAAUUGGGAGAUUUAAUAACAUCUCUCCUGCAUAAUGCGAAGCCCAGUGAUUAUAGUUUUAUGGAAUUACUAAAUCAACAUGAUAGGAAGAUAGAAAAUAAAAUUAUUCAGACAAGAUUUCAAAAGCGUCAGCAAACCUUAUUUGCACUGCACAACUCUCCUGACUCACCUAUGAUUAGAAGGCAGUCUUUACAGAUAAAAAGAGAACUAGCUAGUUUUGAUGAAAAUUUUGUAAGAAAAAAACAUUCUGAAAAAAAUUCAAGGAAAUUGAUGCACAAUGAUGCGGUAUUUUCAUCAGACAAAGAGGAAUUUCAUCAUUGCCAAGAACCUUUGCAGAAUUCUAAAAGCUUUCAAGAUAAAAAUUCAGAAAAAGCCCUUUCAUCGAACUAUGCAUUACAGUCAUUGCAGCUGCCACUGAAUAGUUUAGAAACUAACUUGGCUUUAAGUGAGUUUUCAGAAAACUUUAAAACAACUUCACCUGAGAAAAUGAACACAAAAGUACAAGAGAAAUGUACAGUUGGAAUAAAAAAUUUUAAAGGUAAUAACCCAAAAGAUGAGAAAAUUCAAGCCCCUUUGAGAAAUAAUGUUCCUGGACUUGUGAACAGAACUAAACGAAAUAUUGUACCUCCAGGAUGGUAUUCAAUAUAUGUGACAAAUAAUUGUGCUUUUAAAAAGUCACCAAAGGCAAAAAAAGUAUCUGUAUGUACACAAAAUAAAGAUGCAGUGAGAAGUGUUCAGAGUGAAAGCCCACAGAAUAUAGACCUAAAUAAAAUUGCAAUGAAUUCUAAUUUGCAAGUUGUGGUGGAGCGUUUGGAAGAUACAAUAAAUAAGACCAAAAUGUCUUGGAAUAAUCAGCCAGUACCAGAAGGCUAUAAAGUGUCCAAUAAAUUGGUAGAAAUUGAUGGUAAAGAUGAAAGGGCUGGGAGAAAUAUGAGUCUUACUUUAAGUAAAGUAAGUAAAGAACAAGGUUUAUCAAAAUCAGAGAGCAAAUCAAGCAAUAUUAGCAAAAGUCAUUCAGUGCCUAUUGUGGAUUCAGAUAACAAAAGGCUUGAUAAUUCAAAAACAUCAUCUAUUUUAGAGAGAGAGAGUUUGAUUGCCAGUGUUGAUAAUGUGCCAACAAAAUGUGAAGCUAUUGAAAGCUCUUUUUCUAACUAUUGUAGUCCUAUCAAGCUCAUGUUUUUAUCUGAGAUUAAAAGCGGUGACGGAGUCAAAUACACUUUAACUUCAAUUGGUACUUCCCAGUCAAAUGUUGAUCAUCCUUCUGAAAAAUGUGCAACCUAUCAUGUAAAUGGGAAAAAAAGAGAAACAAAUGGGGAUAUCCCAAAUGCUAACUCUGAAAAUUACAGUUCAAAUCAAGAUACCAGCACAUUUCAUAGAGAACUGAACAAAUUUACCUGUGCAAAAGAAACUAUGGACUCCUCCACAUUGCCUACAGAAGAUUUGAACAACAGUAAGCCACAAGCAUCUCUGGAAAACCCAAGCAGUGCUGUCGAUUCAUCUUUUAAAAGAAAACCAGGUAGACCUAAAAAGAUAGGCCCUCAAGUUGUGAAACAGAUUAAACGACCAAUUGGAAGACCACCAAAACCUAAGAUUGAGCAAGCGGACCUCACCAUUUGCCAAAAUGAAUCAUUUUGUUCUGGAAAGAAAAACCAAGACUCUCCCAUAACAGAAGCAAAAGAAGGCAUUUAUAAAAAAAGCAUUAUAGUGACUGUUAUUUAUGGAAGAUCAAGAAGAACUAAAAGGCAUGUAUCUGAAGGAAAUAUAAACAUUAGUAACAUUAUGUCAUUAAACAAUAUUGCUGAUUUUUCCACAGAAUACAACAGUCUCAGAAGCCUUAGAGAAUAUGAAAUUGACUCUGGUCAGAGAAUAAGUACUGAGUCUAGCUUGACCACUGAAAGAGAGAGCUUGAGGUCUAGCUUUGACUAUAUCAGACCUAUCAGGAAUAAGUCUGUGAUACUUCAGCCUUCCAAGAACAUUACUCAACCAAAUCACAAGCCUUUGGCAAUAAUUAGGAAGCCUGGUAGACCUGCCAAAGUGAAAAUAUCUGGCAUAUCUGUGACUAUUAAUAAAAUUUCUCCUCAGGAAAGAGAAGUAAGUAUCAGCAGUUGCUUACCUCCUUUAGAACAGGAAAAUAUGUUAGAAAAAACUCUCUACGAAGAAAAGUAUGAUCAACAAUGCAAUAAGAUGGACAAAACAAGGCACACUGAUGGUGAUACUUUAAAAAGUGAAUCAAAAAGUAUGAUUGCUACUAUACCUUUGAGACAUCCUACUAGGGACAAAAAGCGAUCUCUGCACUUACAUUCAUUAGCAUCUUCUAGUUCACUUAUUUAUAGAAAUUCUCUGCUUCAUAAAUCAUAUAAGCUGCAUUUGCGAAAAGGCAAAAGCCUAAAGAAAAAAUACAGACAGUCAAGAAUAAAAAUAGCUUCCAAAAAUACCCCAAGAGCUAGGCAUCCAAGAAAUGCAAAAAAGUGUUUGGAAGAUAACAAAUUAAUACCUAUUUCUGAAGUAUCAUUAGACCCUAUAAUAUCAUCAAACCCUUUGCUCAGGUGGUGGGCUACUUCUGCUUCAAAAGAUUCCUUAUUAGAGGAAUUAAACAAUAGAUUUGAACAAAUAACAAAUGCUUGGGUACAAGUGAGUGGAGAUGAAGUUGAAAAUUUUGAUCAUAAAAAAGAGUACAUUGAAAAUGAUAAUUUUAAAAUAGAAAAUCCUUUGGAAACUUGUGUUCUAGAACUUGAUGUUUCACCUGUAAAAAUGCUUUUUCAGAAAAAGUAUGAUUUGAAUGAGCUUUGUACCUGGUUUAUGCAAACAACAGAAACACAGUCUCUUUCACUAGUUAGGAAAGCAAAUGCUCGAAACCCUUUGGAAGUAAUAAAUACCAAGGGAAUAAAGUUAGGGGCCAAAUAUUGUGAUUUUAGUACCAGCCCCUUCAGAAAGCACUUUAAAAAAUUUGCACUCUCUUCUCCUUCAAAAUCAGCUGGGAAAUUGCAUGUACUGCAUAAAAUGGUUAGCUCUCCGCUCUUAAAUGUGAAAAGUAAUUUAACACUGGCUAGGUUGAAAAGGACUGAGUUUAAGAGGUUGCACCACGAAAGGUGGAGAAAAGAGGGAAAACUGCACAACCAUGGAACAACUGAUUUGGACUCCAAAAGGAGGAACUUAAGAUGUUUCUGCCAGAACCAAUUCUUAAGUAAAAAUAGGGUGGGCACAAAUGCUGACGUUCCACUCUAUGAAAAAGGCGAAGUAGGGAACUGUUGUAUUUUCCCACCUGAGAUCAAGGGUGACUUUUUCCAAGACACGGUGGUAAUGCCUGACUUCAAAACAUAUACUAGUGUAGAAAAUAAAUUUAAGUCUGAAGUGAAGGAGAAUGGAAUAAACUGCAGCCAAAAAGAUUUUGAAAAGGGACCAAAACUAGAAAACAUGUAUCCAAAUAAUUGGAGGUCAAAAACCUUAAAAGACUGUAGAAUAUUUUUGAGAAAGAUCAACUAUCUUGAACACAGAAAUACUUUUAAGCUAAAUACAAUCAUUUACUCUCCUGAAUCUGUUGACAGUGAAAGUAAUCUUCAUACACAUAUAGAAGGAUCAAAGCACUUUACUUUAAGAUCUCAUUCUGCUAGGCAGAGUUCUUUUAAAAAGCAAACUAAAGAAAUAGAAAGUGAUAAAGCAAAUAAUGCUUCAGCCAAUACAUUUGCUGAUCAACUUGGCAAUAAUAGGCUAAGCAAGUGUAUAAACUUUGACAAGAAUCCUUCUGAUAGUUCUGAAGUUCUUAGCAAAUUGAACAAAAGAAAAAGACCACCAUGGAAGACCACAGAAAUGUCAACAAAAAGACAUAAACGGCAGUCUUGCAACAAUGGACAAAUGGCAAACUAUUUUUCAAAAUCCCAACUAGGUAAGUUUUUCUCUAAUUAAUUUUAAAGUUUCAUUGUAGGUGCCUUGAGUAAAAAUGAGAUAGCAAGUAGAAAAGCAACAGCUGGUUCAGUUUUAAUUUAUUUCUGAAAUACUUGUACAACCUAAUUUCUUGGCACCUAGUAUGAAACUCAUGAAAGUAGGUGUUGCUAAAUGUACCAGUGCAUUUUCCCUUCCCCAUAAUGUGUCUAAAAUUUCAAACAUAUUAAAAACAUGUUCAGUAAAGACAUAGAAAGCUUUAAAAAUAUAUCAUUAAUAAGACAUUAUCUACUCUUACAUUAAAUAGAUCUAAUAUAAAAUCAAGACAAUUUGAUAAAUAUGACCAUGUAACUAAAAAGAUCCUAUAUUACAUGCUGAUAUAUAUUUAUUCUCUUGAUAAUUCACAACCCACGCUAUGCAGGAAAGAGUAAGUACUUUCUCACUGAUAAGGACAAUGACAUUACAAUUCUAGGGUAUCAGUCUCCCAUCCCCCAUCACGUUAUGCCGUUUGGUACUGUACUGCUUUGGAACCUACUUUAAAACCCUGCUUAUUUGAAAAGUGAUGUAAUGCUAUGUUUUUCCAAUAAAUCAGCAAACGAGUUUCUUUUCAUAUCUGACAUAAAAUGGGAAUUCCUUUCCAGAGCUUAGCAAGACAAAGUCUCAUAUACAUGUUGAAAUAAGUGCUAAGUUGAGAAUACAAGUAUGUAUGUGCUUUAUUCAAUUACAUUGAUGUGACUUUGGUGUGAAGACACUAUUACUGUUUGGAACCUACCACACCAACUCUGUGGUGCCAGGAUAGCCAUUUUCCAUUUCUGCUCCUUCGUACUUGCUAGACGGUACAGGACAUGUAGCAGCGCUGAAGGGCUCACUGAUCACUUCUCAUGCAUCAGAAACGUCAGGACACUUUACUGUAUGGCUGCAUUGUUAUAUUCUAAAUCUCUCGGGUGGUGUUUGGGGCUUCAGAAGUAUUAAUGGGUUCAUUUUUCUCACCUUUUUAA